UCAACCCCUUCCAGCAGUGUGAAAUAUGUUGAUUCGGUAUAUUUCACUUUCAGCGCUAUGACGGGGGCAGGGCUUAAUACCGUCAACCUGUCAACUUUGAAUGCCUUCCAGCAGCUUCUUCUUUUUUUUCUCAUUGUUCUUGGUUCCCCAGUAAGACUGAAGCUCCUUUCCCGCUCCAUCCUGUCUUUUUCAAUGACUAUCAUGAACGGCUGUCGGAACUGUCACUUCUGUUUUAUCACACUAUUUAGACUCCCACUAAGUUGGACUGUAGAUAUGGGUAUCCAUCUGGGUUUUACUGGUGCGUCGGUGCGCGUUCGAGAAGCGAUUCAGCAACAGGGGUCUCCAAGAACUUAGUCGUUCCAGCUCAAGCAACGGCGUCCUCCAUUCUUCGUCUCAGGAAACAGCUUGUCAGAGCAGACUACAGAUGCAAAGUUCUGAAGGAUGUGAAUCGAGUCCCAGGACUCCAACCCACAGAGCGCGGCUGUUAUUAGAUGUAAUCCAAAAAGAAAAGGAAGAUGAAGGAAAAGUGGUCUCUUCUAAGCCUGUUCAUAGCGUUCUCAAGGGAGUUCGGCCGGCCGUCACUGCCUCCAGUGCUCGCCUAGGCGCUCUCACCCUAACAAGCACGGUUGGCCACAACUCCGCUUUCUAUCAUCUUACAAAAGCAGAACGUCGCCGGCUGGGGGGAGGUGAAGACCAAGCUAUCUCUCUGUUGGUG
Molecule: messenger RNA, 715 nt
Organism: Aspergillus alliaceus
Lineage: Eukaryota; Fungi; Ascomycota; Eurotiomycetes; Eurotiales; Aspergillaceae
Exons: 1
Coding region: 58-354 (98 amino acids)
Source: RefSeq, a predicted model, not a curated record